Symbiodinium sp. CCMP2592 is the source of this 2856-nucleotide messenger RNA. Lineage: Eukaryota; Dinophyceae; Suessiales; Symbiodiniaceae. The record is from the annotation of a GenBank genome assembly.
AUGAAAGCAGAGCAGCGCAUCAAGGAAGCCACGCUGGUGUGUAGCAAAGCUGCUGCGACCGAGAUGAAAAUCAGGACAGCACGCAAGAGCUACGACAAGGGUACGGCGGCUGGACACCUGGUCCGUGGUUUGAGCGCCGACAUUGGCGAAGGAGCCUCUUGCCGAUCUGCCAUCCGCACUGCCCGCAACGUGGUGAAAGACAUCGGUGUGACCCAGGCUCGUGAAAUAGGCGGCUUGCUACCGCUAGCAGGGCUGUCGCAAAACCACAGUGAAAGAGAUUCUCAUUCAUUGCUUGUGAAGAAGCUGAUGCUGUCAUUGCCAAUUCCGAUGACUGAGACUUCCAGUGAUUGCAAAUCUGGUGCAAGGGACACGAAGCACAAGGGCCUUCUAAGGCUUAGCAUCCGGGACUGGGCUCGGUAUUUGCUGCAGACAAACAGCUGGCAUACAUUGGCCGGAUUACGCAAUCCGGAUCCAAAGCGGGAGCAAAAGAUUUGGAAAGCUUUCUGGGAAAACUACAAGCUUCACGAUCCCCAACACUGGGUAUUUAAAGCUGCAGAGGAAAAGAAGUUAGCAUUGGAAAACACAGCAGCAAUCGUGCUCCAUGGGGAUGAGGGGCGCGGUCGCCGCCGCCAAGCAUUUUUUGUGCUGAGCUGGCAUUCUUGUUUGGGACGAGGCUCCACUUUGGCUUUGAGAAAUAAAUCCCUGAAGAAGGUUCGCAAACCGUACUUGAAGAUGGGGUUGAACCUGAAGGGCCACUCCUACACAACCAGAUUCGUCACGGGAGUGUUGCCAAAAAGCCUUUAUAGCGACAGUGACCAAUCCUUUUUCGACCUUUUGGCUGCUGCCUAUGAUGAUGCAAAGCUACUGAGCACUGAAGGUGUGCAAUACGGCGCUGGAGAACGACGCUGGAUGGUGAUGCUACGAACAACUGGUGAUUGGCCAUUUUUGGCCAAAGCCGGGUGCUUGCAAAGGACCUUCGCCAAUGCUGUGAAAUCUGUUAAUCAGGCAUCGACUGGUGUAUGUCAUUUAUGCGAAGCGGGGUUCCCGCACGCCCCACUUGAGCAAAUUGGGACAAGGCGACCUUCGUGGAUGCACACAGUGUCUGCUUCCUCGCCGUUCGGAUCGUGGCCUGAAGCUGGUCGCAUUCUUGACACCCAUGAGCAGCUGGCUCAGCACUUCGCCUACGAUAUUUUCCAUACAUUUCAUCUUGGUGUUGGGCGUACAUUCCUGGGGAGCGUGAUUGCACUUCUUUCUGAUUUAGAAAUUGGGAACAUCGACCAGCGCUUUCAAUGUCUUACCGAAAAAUACCGCACCUGGUGUGCAAGCAACCACCGUUCGACGAUCGUCACGAAACUUACCAAGGACCUUAUCACGUGGGAAACCACGACGGACUACCCCAAAGGUGGAUGGUACAAGGGGGCUUUGACCACCAAUCUUAUGGAAUGGGUGGAAUCGUUAGAGGGCACCACUACAGAUCCUUUGUUGGUUUCCGCUUUUGAAGCGACGAAGAGCAUCAACCGCUGUUUCCGCAUCCUCUAUGCCGAAGAUGCAUUUCUAUCAGCCGACACGGCGAAGCUUACUGGUGAGCUAAUCAGCCGCUUUUUACGCCGUUACGAGCAUUUGGUUCGAGAGACGUAUGAGAUGGAGUGCACAUUGUUUUCGGUACCUCCCAAAAUACACCCCUUGCACCACUUCGCUUUGGAUCUACUCAGGGCUGGACGUGCUGGACACCCAGGAAUCAACCCAUUGCUAUGGUCGACACAGAUGAGCGAGGACCUUGUGGGGCGCCCGUCCCGCCUUUCAAGGCGUGUCGGUACCCGAUGUGUGGUGCAGAGAACUCUCCAACGCUACUUACAAUCCGCUUAUCGGGAGUGGGUGAAAGCAGGAGAAAUCCUCGCUGCAGUGAAGGAUCGCAAGAGCCAGAGGACACUUCGCCAGUUCGCGCUGCCGUCUACACGUACAACCUUGGGGGCUACGAGGAGCCGCGUAGUCGCCAAGUACCUUGUGUACCGUCGAAUGCGGCCCCACUGCACUGAGCGACUGCUCUUCCUCUUUAGCUUGUGGGCUUUCUUUUACAAGUUUGCGGAUGUUAGUUCUGCAGAUUGGGACAUGCGGCUUUACAGUGCCCACGUUUCAGUCUAUUGUGACCUUCGUGGUGUGGAUGCAUUCUUGUUUCUGGAUGCGACCACUAAGAAGAAGGCCCCGAAGGCGGCGCUGACGCACUGGCAGCGACAAGGCUGGCAGAUCAAGAUCGUCCCGCUGGAAAAGUCAACACGCUAUGUGUCAGCUGAGAGACUUACCUCCAAGUCCUUGAAGUUUGCGCCUCCCUCGUGGCUUCUGUCGGGCAAGUGGGACUGGCUGAUUGGCUAUGAUCACGACAUGACGAUCAAUUUGCAAAAGCUGCCCGAGUUUCUCUCGAAUCACGACAACAAGCCGCUGCUGAUGCUGAAGUGGUACUGGAGGAACUGUGACAACGACGCGUUCGACUGUAUGCUCUGGGAGAUGGACGACAUGCUGACGAAGCGUCCGGAGUAUGUUCGAUCCUCGCGCAAGAAUAUCGAGCACUGGAAGGACUUGAUGACUACCAUGCAUCACGCCGCAAAGCCAUUCACUCCGCUGCAUUACUUCGAAAGCUGCGUGAUCUUCCGCAACUUGAAUCACGAGCGCGCAGGGGAUGUGAAGACGGCCUUCGAGAGAACAUACAACAUGUCUCACGACAUCCAGCGCGAUCAGUUCCUGGUGCCAUACUACUUGUGGAGAGACGGCUUGAGUGCGGAGCUCGGGGCCAUGCACCUCAGUGAGCUGCAGCAGGAGCUGGACUUCUGCAGUGUGCCCACGAAGCGCAAGCGUAAUUGA